Molecule: messenger RNA, 1038 nt
Organism: Saccharomyces paradoxus
Lineage: Eukaryota; Fungi; Ascomycota; Saccharomycetes; Saccharomycetales; Saccharomycetaceae
Gene: OMA1
Product: metalloendopeptidase
Exons: 1
Coding region: 1-1038 (345 amino acids)
Biological process (GO): mitochondrial protein processing; protein quality control for misfolded or incompletely synthesized proteins
Cellular component (GO): mitochondrial inner membrane
Molecular function (GO): metalloendopeptidase activity
Source: RefSeq, a predicted model, not a curated record
AUGUUACGCAACAUUACUCGGUUCAAAGGAUUUGCGAAAGGGAGCAUUGGAGGAUUUUUGAAGCCUACUUUAUCUCGUGUUCAGUUAACGCGAUGUUACAACUAUGGCAACGGUCCUUCAUAUCGUCGGUUUAACAAUGGAGACUAUUCCCAAAAGUCGUCAUUCAAAAGCCUCCUUCUCGACAAGUCAUCAAGAAAAUAUUUGGCCUUAUUAUUUGGUGGAUGUUCCCUGUUUUAUUUUACACAUUUGGAUAAAGCACCAGUAAGCGAUAGGUCCAGGUUCAUCUGGGUAUCGCGUCCAUUAGAGUUGACUAUCGGAAAUUACACAUAUAAAUCAAUUUGGAGACAGACGCAACAGGCAAUACUACCUCCACAACACCCCCUGUCCAUCAAAAUCGAGAAUAUUUUCAUGAAAAUCGUCGAAGCUGCUUACAAGGACCCUAGUGUAGACAACUCAUUACUGGACGGAAUCAAGUGGGAAAUCCAUGUAGUCAAUGAUCCAACUGCCUCACCAAAUGCAUUCGUUUUACCAGGAGGCAAAGUGUUCAUAUUUAGCUCCAUUUUACCCAUUUGUGCUAAUGAUGAUGGUAUUGCCACUGUUUUAGCGCACGAAUUUGCUCAUCAGCUGGCAAGACACACAGCUGAAAAUCUGUCAAAGGCUCCAAUAUAUUCUCUAUUGGGCUUGGUAUUAUAUACUGUUACCGGUGCCCACGUUAUCAACAAUAUUUUAUUAGAUGGAUUUUUGCGAAUGCCAGCAUCAAGACAAAUGGAAACCGAAGCCGACUACGUUGGUUUAAUGAUAAUGUCAAGGGCAUGUUUCCAGCCACAAGAAUCUAUAAAAGUGUGGGAAAGAAUGGCAAACUUUGAGAAGCAAAUAAAUAGAGGGGAUGUCGUAAAUAUGGAGUUUCUAAGUACACAUCCUGCAAGCACUCGUAGAAUAGAAAAUAUGACGAAAUGGUUGCCAAAGGCUAAUGAAAUAUAUGAACGGUCUGAUUGUAGCAGUAUGGGCAACUAUUAUAAAAGUUUCUUCUCAAUGUAG